AGUGGUUCUGUAACCAAUUGGGUUUUUGAACUUCCUUCGGACUUCGGGGCUUUUCUUUAAUUGAUUCCCACUGCUUUUUCUUUUUCUAAUCGCGGCUUCUUUUUCAACGGACGAAUCCAAUUACAAACAUCAGAUGAGCAUUCGAAAAAACUUGUUUUUUACUCGCAGAAUCCCAUCAAAACCCAUUACCCCAAGCUACCUCACUCUCUGCUUGCCCGAGAGAGACAAAUAAAUUUGAAGUGGAUUCUAAGGCAGAACUACAAGAUCAGAGCACACCCUUUGUGGGAAAUCGUUGAAGUUUCCCCCCAAAAUGGUGGGUAUUUUCUCUAGGUUUUCUGUCAGCAGAAAUGGGCACCGUCGAAGCCAAAGUGCGCUUCAGGGUGAUAGGGAAGCAAUACCGUCAAAUUCAGAUGCUACGAGUGAUGCUACGGUGACUGGUGGUGCAACUGCUGCUGCUCAUGGGAUUGAAGUAGCAAUUGAGUUUAAGCCACUUGAACACCCACCUGAGCCUCUUGACAAUGAUCGACCUAUUCAGUGCCCUCUGCCUGAACCUUCAAUUCUCAAUGAUGGAAGGAUAUGGAAGGAGCGAGUAUCAGCAGGCGGCGGUCAAAGGAGGGCUGAAAUGCCAGUUAUGCAGGAGGGGCCUCGCGUGGAAUCUGGACCUGUGGGGAAAAAACCACCACGGCCCCCCUCCAACCGGGUGAUUCUACCAUCCAUCAGUGCACCCGAACACAGUCUCCUUAAACUGCUUGAAGAAUGCAGUCCAUCUGGGAUUUAGAUUCAAAUUCUACUUGCUGUUUGAAACAAGUGUUGAUUUAGUGCGAUGCAUGAGAUCACAAAAUAUGUUAUGCUUUGACUAUAUCGAAAACAGCGGUAAAAUAUGUUCAGAAAUAUGACAAAGAUAUGAGAAUAAUCAAACCUAUAAAAUAUAUAAUGUGUUACGAUGACAUUCAUUGUAGAUGCAGAUACAUCUGAUAGAAUCAUGUACAUUUGAUUAUUUGAGUCCAUGAAUGGACACUUGAAUAAUGAAUGACGACGAUAUCAAUUAAAUUUCUACUUAGUCG
Rhododendron vialii is the source of this 1064-nucleotide messenger RNA. RefSeq lists its product as uncharacterized. The record is from RefSeq and is a predicted model, not a curated record. Bases 311 to 778 code for a protein of 155 amino acids. Lineage: Eukaryota; Viridiplantae; Streptophyta; Magnoliopsida; Ericales; Ericaceae. The transcript is spliced from 3 exons.